Molecule: messenger RNA, 1915 nt
Organism: Cebus imitator (Panamanian white-faced capuchin)
Lineage: Eukaryota; Metazoa; Chordata; Mammalia; Primates; Cebidae
Gene: CADPS2
Product: calcium dependent secretion activator 2
Exons: 9
Coding region: 317-1891 (524 amino acids)
Biological process (GO): synaptic vesicle exocytosis; dense core granule exocytosis; positive regulation of exocytosis
Cellular component (GO): glutamatergic synapse
Source: RefSeq, a predicted model, not a curated record
GGUCGGCUCGCCCGGGCUGGCUGAGCAAUUCCUGAGGCGCUCAGGCGCACCCCCAACGCUAACUCCGCCUAUUCAAUCCCUGCGGCUCCCCCUCUCCCCCUCCCAGUCCUCCUCCCGGCUCCCGCCCGCCCCCUUCGCCCUGGCGGUAGGAAACACUCCUGAAUUUAACUCGACGUGUCCGGAAAGCCCUGGCCAGUUUUCCUUUCGUUCUGCGGCCGCUGCAGCCAACCCAGCGGCUCCCUCGGACCCGCGGGCGUAGCUGCGGUGGUGAGGCUCCUGGCGACCGCGGACCGAGAGCCGGGGACCCCCAAGCACCAUGCUAGACCCGUCUUCCAGCGAAGAGGAGUCCGACGAAGGGCUGGAAGAGGAGAGCCGCGAUGUGCUGGUGGCAGCCGGCGGCUCGCAGCGAGCUCCGGCGGCCCCGGCUCGGGAAGGGCGGCGGGACGCGCCGGGGCGCGCGGGCGGCGGCGGCGGCGGCGCGGCCAGAUCCGUGAGCCCGAGCCCCUCGGUGCUCAGCGAGGGGCGAGACGAGCCCGAGCGGCAGCUGGACGAUGAGCAGGAGCGGAGAAUCCGCCUGCAGCUCUACGUCUUCGUCGUGAGGUGCAUCGCGUACCCCUUCAACGCCAAGCAGCCCACCGACAUGGCCCGGAGGCAGCAGAAGCUUAACAAGCAACAGUUGCAGUUACUGAAAGAACGGUUCCAGGCCUUCCUCAAUGGGGAAACCCAAAUUGUAGCUGAUGAAGCAUUUUGCAACGCAGUUCGGAGUUAUUAUGAGGUUUUUCUAAAGAGUGACCGAGUGGCCAGAAUGGUUCAGAGUGGAGGGUGCUCUGCUAAUGACUUCAGAGAAGUGUUUAAGAAAAACAUAGAAAAACGUGUGCGGAGUUUGCCAGAAAUAGACGGCUUGAGCAAAGAGACGGUCUUGAGCUCAUGGAUAGCCAAAUAUGAUGCCAUUUACAGGGGUGAAGAGGACUUGUGCAAACAGCCAAAUAGGAUGGCCCUGAGUGCAGUGUCUGAACUUAUUCUGAGCAAGGAACAACUCUAUGAAAUGUUUCAGCAGAUUCUGGGUAUUAAAAAACUAGAACAUCAGCUCCUUUAUAAUGCAUGUCAGCUGGAUAAUGCAGAUGAACAAGCAGCCCAGAUCAGAAGGGAACUUGAUGGCCGGCUGCAAUUGGCAGAUAAAAUGGCAAAGGAAAGAAAAUUCCCCCAAUUUAUAGCAAAAGAUAUGGAGAAUAUGUAUAUAGAAGAGCUGCGGUCUUCAGUGAAUUUGCUAAUGGCCAAUUUGGAAAGUCUUCCAGUUUCAAAAGGUGGUCCAGAAUUUAAAUUACAAAAAUUAAAACGUUCACAGAAUUCUGCAUUUUUGGACAUAGGGGAUGAGAAUGAGAUUCAGCUGUCAAAGUCUGACGUGGUACUAUCAUUCACCUUAGAGAUUGUCAUAAUGGAAGUGGAAGGCUUGAGGUCAGUUGCUCCCAAUCGAAUUGUUUACUGUACAAUGGAAGUGGAAGGAGAAAAACUGCAGACAGACCAGGCCGAAGCCUCAAGGCCACAAUGGGGGACUCAAGGAGAUUUUACCACCACCCAUCCUCGGCCUGUGGUCAAAGUGAAACUCUUCACAGAAAGCACUGGAGUUCUGGCCCUAGAAGAUAAAGAACUGGGAAGGGUGAUAUUAUACCCAACUUCUAAUAGCUCCAAAUCAGCUGAAUUACACCAAAUGGUAGUUCCAAAAAAUAGCCAGGACUCUGACUUAAAGAUCAAAUUGGCAGUGCGAAUGGAUAAACCAGCACAUAUGAAGCAUAGUGGAUAUCUGUAUGCCCUUGGACAGAAGGUUUGGAAAAGAUGGAAAAAACGUUACUUUGUUCUAGUUCAGGUUAGUCAUUUUUUUCCUAUUAAAUAAUCAUUCUAAGAUAGCAAUUCUCAA